Moneuplotes crassus is the source of this 1152-nucleotide messenger RNA. NCBI's taxonomy places the organism in Eukaryota, Ciliophora, Spirotrichea, Euplotida, Euplotidae. The record is from the annotation of a GenBank genome assembly.
AUGGAACAUAAGGAAGAAAAUAGUGCAAAUGAUUAUUUAUCAAAAAGGACCAUGAAUUUGCCCCGAUCACUGAUAGACUGGUUCAGGAGCCGUCAUAAAGAUACAACCAAGCAGCAAUAUUUGUUGACGCCAGAUGAAAUAGAGAUGCAUAAAGCUAUUUCAGAUGUAUUUUACAAAUAUGAUGCUGACAACUCUAAUACUCUCGAACUAGUUGAGUUAAAGGAACUUUUUGACUCAUAUAAUAUUGAUAUCACCAUGAAACAGCUCAAAUUCAUGUUCAGUCUUGUAAAGCACAAGAACCCUGGGAAACUAGAUUUGGAAGAAUUUAAAGCCUUUCUAAUGAGCAAAGAAGUGAACCAAACUUUUAGAAAAAUAAUGAAGAGGUUACGUGAACGUGAGCCCUAUAAGCAUCCUGAAAAUAAAGCAAUAUUGCUUCCAUAUAGCUUUGCAAGUUUAUUAAACUUUUUGGCUUCUAAGCUAAAACAGAGUCAAUUAAGAGAUGAGAUCUUCUCAGAGAAAGAGCUUGACCCUGAUGAAUGAAUCAAAGAUUCUGUCAGAUUCCAGAAGUUAAUCAAUGAGGUAUACCAGAAUAACCUCAAUUCAGAACUUGAUAAUAGAGCACUUGAGACAUUAAAGCACUAUAUUGAUCAUGAACAUAAAAAAAGAAGUUGUAAAAUAAAAUACAGCCUGCCAAAUAACUUCACUCUGGAUGAAAACGAUUUCAACCGUCAAAAAGACUUUUCUUCAAGAAUGCUGAUGAAUAACAUGCUUAAAGAAAAGAACAGGCAAAAUAUCUAUAAAUCAACUUUCAAAGCUCCAGCCCGCACUCACAGUUCAUCUUCCAAAAAUCUUCAAAAACUUCACCAAAGCUUUGCUUCAGUCUCUUCAAAAUCUUCACACUCAUCAAAUUCCCCAAAACCUUUGAAACUUAGCAGUGAAGCUCAGGCUGAAAUUCCGAAGGAGAUUAACAAAUGAAAGCUGGGACAUUUUUAAAGGAUUUGGAAGGUUUAGAGGACCAGAAUUGGUAAGUUUGGGGAGGAAGUAUGGGGAAUAAGCAGUUGAGAGUAACUCUUUCAUGCUUGAUAUUGAAGUCGUUGUGUUAUAGAACUGUAAGAUUAUACAGAAAGCAAAACAAGAGACCAAGGAAAUAGA